This is a messenger RNA of Pocillopora damicornis (cauliflower coral), 1263 nucleotides long. RefSeq names its product V-type proton ATPase subunit d 1. Lineage: Eukaryota; Metazoa; Cnidaria; Anthozoa; Scleractinia; Pocilloporidae. Gene Ontology annotation, cellular component: proton-transporting V-type ATPase, V0 domain. Gene Ontology annotation, molecular function: proton-transporting ATPase activity, rotational mechanism. The record is from RefSeq and is a predicted model, not a curated record. Gene Ontology annotation, biological process: proton transmembrane transport.
GUUUAUAUUGUCCGCCAUAUUGGAACGGGGAAAAAUGGCCGAGACAACUCAAAUGUUGUCGUUUCAUGAGUUAUUUUUCAACGUAGAUAGUGGUUAUCUUGAGGGUUUGGUCCGAGGAUUUCGAUCAGGAAUCUUAAAUCAAAGUGAUUACCUCAAUUUGUCUCAAUGCGAAACGCUGGAAGAUCUGAAGCUACACUUGCAAAGCACAGAUUAUGGAAAUUUUCUUCAAAAUGAGGCUGGUCCUUUGAAUGUGUCAGUUAUUGACGACAGACUGAGGGAGAAGUUGGUCACAGAGUUUAGGCAUUUACGCAACCAAGCUCUUGAACCAAUGGCAACUUUUAUGGACUUCAUUACGUAUAGUUACAUGAUUGACAAUAUCAUUCUGUUGAUCACUGGAACACUGCAUCAGCGACCCAUAUCAGAACUGGUCCCCAAAUGUCAUCCCUUGGGUAGCUUUGAGGAAAUGGCCUCCAUCAAUAUCGCAUCCACUCCUGCAGAGUUGUACAAUGCUGUUAUGAUUGACACUCCUUUAGCACCAUUUUUUGUGGAAUGCAUUUCUGAACAGGACUUAGAUGAGAUGAAUAUUGAGAUUAUCAGAAACACAUUGUAUAAGGCAUACCUUGAAGGCUUCCACAAGUUUUGUGAAGAUUUAGGUGGAACAACAGCAGAUGUCAUGUGCCCAAUUCUUCAAUUUGAGGCUGAUCGUCGAGCUUUCAUUAUCACCAUCAAUUCCUUUGGCACUGAACUUGGUAAGGAUGAUCGUAACAAGCUUUAUCCCAAGUGCGGCAAGCUGUACCCAGAGGGACUGUCUAGGUUGGCCAGAGCUGAUGAUUAUGAACAAGUCAGAGCAGUGGCAGAUUACUACUCGGAUUACAAGUCUCUCUUUGAAGGAGCUGGCACAAAUCCUGGUGAAAAGACACUGGAAGAUAAAUUCUUUGAGCAUGAGGUGAAGAUGAACACUCUAGCAUUCCAACAGCAGUUCCAUCUGGGUGUGUUUUAUGCCUAUGUCAAGCUAAAAGAACAGGAGUGUCGCAAUAUCGUAUGGAUAGCUGAGUGCAUUGCUCAGAGAAAUAAAUCCAAAAUUGAUAACUACAUUCCAAUAUUCUAAACUUGCAAUACUUCUGCCAUCCUUGUGUGGCUGUUAUUUACCAAAAUGAAAUUAGAAAUUGUAAAGUUUGUUUAAUUAUGGUUGGUAAAUGUUCAUAAUUUAGACUUUAACCCUUUACCUCCCAGAGGUGAUUAAGAUGUAACUUCUCCCUAAAU